AUGUCCUCGACGACGGAGAAGCCGCUCGCCAACGGCAACGGCGGGCUCAAGUCUGAUGGCGCCAGCCAGCCGGACGAGGUGGAAAACAUCUUCAUGUUCAUUCCCAACCAAAUUGGCUACUCCCGCAUCGUCCUCGCCGUCGCGUCUCUCUACUACAUGCCGCUGCACCCGCGGACGUGCUCGCUGCUCUACAGCAUCUCAUGCCUCCUCGACGCGCUGGACGGGCUGGCGGCGCGCCGCUUCAACCAGUCGACCAAGUUCGGCGCCGUGCUGGACAUGGUGACGGACCGGUGCACGACGGCGUGCCUGCUGGUGUUUCUGGCGUCGGCCUUCCCGCGCUGGUCCAUCGUCUUCCAGGGCCUGAUCAGCCUCGAUCUGGCGAGCCAUUACAUGCACAUGUACGCGACGCUGAGCAUGGGCGGCGCGGGCCAGAGCCACAAGAAGAUGGACGAGAGCAAAGGCUGGAUCAUGAAGAUGUACUACUCGAACAAUAUAGUAUUGUUCGUCUUCUGCGCGCUCAACGAGCUCUUCUUCAUCGCGCUGUACCUCCUCUCCUUCUCGUCGCCGCUGCUCACGCCGUCGCUGCUGCAGCCGGAGCCGUCGAGCCUCGCGCCGGGCUCGCCCGCCGCGCCCAAGCCGUCGGUCCUCUUCACGAGCCCGUGGUCGGCGGGCGCCAUGGAGAUGGCGCGCGCCAACAAGAUGGACAGCACCGUGCCGUGGGUCCUCGCCGCCGUCUCGUUCCCCGUCAUGUUCGGCAAGCAGAUCAUCAACGUCAUCCAGCUCGUCAAGGCGAGCCAGUGGCUCGCCGAGGGCGACGUCGCGGAGAGGCGGAAGCUGGGCUUGCCCAAGAAGACGAAUUAG
This is a messenger RNA of Diplodia corticola, 861 nucleotides long. Its product is annotated as cdp-diacylglycerol-inositol 3-phosphatidyltransferase pis. The transcript has 3 exons. The record is from RefSeq and is a predicted model, not a curated record. Gene Ontology annotation, cellular component: Golgi apparatus; membrane. Gene Ontology annotation, biological process: phosphatidylinositol biosynthetic process. Lineage: Eukaryota; Fungi; Ascomycota; Dothideomycetes; Botryosphaeriales; Botryosphaeriaceae. Gene Ontology annotation, molecular function: CDP-diacylglycerol-inositol 3-phosphatidyltransferase activity. Bases 1 to 861 code for a protein of 286 amino acids.